AUGAACCAGUCAGUGAAGUUGCAUCAAGUCGUGAUCAACCAGUCAGUGAAGUUGCAUCAAGUCGUGAUCAACCAGUCAGUGAAGUUGCAGCAAGUUGUGAACCAGUCAGUGAAGUUGCAGCAAGUUGUGAUGAACCAGUCACUGAUAAAGUUGCAGCAAGUUGUGAUGAACCAGUCAGUGAAGUUGCAGGAAGUUGUGAUCAACUUGUCAGUAAAGUUGCAGCAAGUUGUGAACCAGUCAGUGAAGUUGCAGCAGGUUGUGAUCAACCAGUCAGUAAAGUUGCAGCAGGUUGUGAUCAACCAGUCAAAGAAGUUGCAGCAAGUUGUGAACCAUGAAGUUGCAGGAAGUUGUGAUCAACCAGUCAGUGAAGUUGCAGCAGGUUGUGAUCAACCAGUCAAAGAAGUUGCAGCAAGUUGUGAACCAGUCAGUGAAGUUGCAGCAAGUUGUGAUGAACCAGUCAGUGAAGUUGCAGGAAGUUGUGAUCAACUUGUCAGUGAAGUUGCAGCAAGUUGUGAACCAGUCAGUGAAGUUGCAGCAGGUUGUGAUCAACCUGUCAGUGAAGUUGCAGCAGGUUGUGAUCAACCAGUCAAAGAAGUUGCAGCAAGUUGUGAUCAAAAGGUUGCAGCAAGAUGUGAUCAAUCAGUCAGUGAAGUUGUUGGAAGUUGUGGUCACUUGGUUCUUGAUACUGCAGUCAGUGAAGUUGCCGGCUGUGGUCAGUCAGCUUUUCAUACGAGUGAAGUAGUUGUCACAAGUAGCCAACAAAUCAUUGAUGUUGCAGCAAGUUGUGAUGAACCAGUCAGUGCAGUUGCAGCAAUAUGUGAUCAUCCAGUCAGUGAAGUUGUUGGAAGUUGUGGCCACUCAGUUCAUGAGACUGCAGUCAGUGAAGUUGCUAGUUGUGGUCAGUCAGCUUUUCAUACGAGUGAAGUAGUUGUCACAAGUAGCCAACAAAUCAUUGAUGUUGCAGCAAGUUGUGAUGAACCAGUCAGUGAAGUUGCAGCAAGUUGUGAACCAGUCAGUGAAGUUGCAGCAGGUUGUGAUCAACCAGUCAGUGAAGUUGCAGCAGGUUGUGAUCAACCAGUCAAAGAAGUUGCAGCAAGUUGUGAACCAGUCAGUGAAGUUGCAGCAAGGUGUGAUGAACCAGUCAGUGAAGUUGCAGGAAGUUGUGAUCAACUUGUCAGUGAAGUUGCAGCAAGUUGUGAACCAGUCAGUGAAGUUGCAGCAGGUUGUGAUCAACCUGUCAGUGAAGUUGCAGCAGGUUGUGAUCAACCAGUCAAAGAAGUUGCAGCAAGUUGUGAUCAAAAGGUUGCAGCAAGAUGUGAUCAAUCAGUCAGUGAAGUUGUUGGAAGUUGUGGUCACUUGGUUCUUGAUACUGCAGUCAGUGAAGUUGCCGGCUGUGGUCAGUCAGCUUUUCAUACGAGUGAAGUAGUUGUCACAAGUAGCCAACAAAUCAUUGAUGUUGCAGCAAGUUGUGAUGAACCAGUCAGUGCAGUUGCAGCAAUAUGUGAUCAUCCAGUCAGUGAAGUUGUUGGAAGUUGUGGCCACUCAGUUCAUGAGACUGCAGUCAGUGAAGUUGCUAGUUGUGGUCAGUCAGCUUUUCAUAGCAGUGAAGUAGUUGUCGACAGUAGUCAAGCAGCAGGUCAUAUUUCAAUAAAUGAAGCUGUUACCAGUUGUGGUCAGUCAGGUAUUGAUAGGGAAGCAGCUGCCAGUGUUGAAGCUACAUUAAGUGACGUUGAAAGCAUGGUCACAUCGACACAAUUUGAUGAUAAUGAUCCUAAUUAUGAAAGUGAAUCAGUAGAUACUGCUUCUGAUUCGGAUGAAAGCUUUGUACUUGAGUCUGAUUCUUUGUCGGAGGAGUUCUGUGUUAUACCCUUGCCUCAAAGGAGAGUGUUGGCCAAUAACAACAGUGCAGAGUCGACCAGUGAAACUGUUGAUGAUUCAUCCUCAGUUGGUCCUCAAACUGCUGAUAGCACUGAUACUACUUCCAUAAAGGUUAUGCGUACCGACAAUAACAAAGGCAAACGGAAGAAGAGAUCUGGUGAGGUGUCCAAAAUGAAGUUGUCCGACUUUGAUAAGUGUAAGAAAGGUGAAGAAGGCAUCAUGAUGGAAGGCUUGUCAGGGUGGGAGAAGGAGUUGUGCAAAAUUGUCUGGCGCAUGGAGAUCGUCGGGAAGAGAGGAAGGACUGUACCAGUACUCCUGACAGAGGACUUGAAACAAAGUAUGGACCUUCUCAAGUGCAAAAGAGAACAGGCUGGUGUAAUGAAUGGAAAUAAAUUCAUGUUUCCAGUCCAGAGUUCCCUAGGCCAUAUCAAAGGUUCUAAUGUUCUUCGUAAACAUGUGGAGCUAGCAAGCCUGAGUACCUUAGGUCAACUCGUUUACGUAAGCACAUCUGCACUGUUGCACAAGUAA
This is a messenger RNA of Patiria miniata (bat star), 2406 nucleotides long. RefSeq lists its product as uncharacterized. The record is from RefSeq and is a predicted model, not a curated record. Bases 1 to 2406 code for a protein of 801 amino acids. NCBI's taxonomy places the organism in Eukaryota, Metazoa, Echinodermata, Asteroidea, Valvatida, Asterinidae. The transcript has 3 exons.